This is a messenger RNA of Fraxinus pennsylvanica, 1014 nucleotides long. The record is from the annotation of a GenBank genome assembly. NCBI's taxonomy places the organism in Eukaryota, Viridiplantae, Streptophyta, Magnoliopsida, Lamiales, Oleaceae.
AUGAUGGUGGUACAUGGUCCAAAGAAAGUCAAGACGUUGAGGCACGCAUAUAUGAAAACUCUCGCUGUUUCUCCCCUGGAGAGUUAUGAUCAAAUUUAUUCAAAUAGCUUCUUGACUUCUGCAGGUGGUGGCAGGGAUAAAGCCAAGCCCAAAUUUUCUUUUGGUUUCCAGUCAAGCAAGGAAGAUCUGCCUUUAGUUGUCAGGCGUAAGAAUGAGAAUGGGACAUCUUUGGAUAAUAUACCAUUACCUGAUCAACUUGAUGCUGCUUCUGACAGAGACAUGAACCAAUCAAUUGAUGAGCAUUCAAUGGCUGAAUUUCUAGACUGCUUUAAGGAGAGGAGUGGUCUGCUGCAAGGAAGUUCUAAAAUGGAUAUUGGGAAAAGAGGAAGGAACCCACAGAUUAUUCCAAAUAGAAAUUCAUCUCCAUCAGGUGAUAGAAGCAUGGAUGGUGAUGACCUAAUUGAAGCUUUGGGUAAUAGAAUGUCCAGUGAUGAUGAGGAGAACCCUCAAAGUGUCAAGUCAAAUAUUCCUUCCAGGACUAUGGUAGAUCAAUUUCAGGAAGCUUUUGGAACUGUUCCUGUGAGUGAUGAGAGGCCACACUUAGUGCUGCCUAGACCAUUGGGCUGUGGAUUGUUUGGAAGGUUGCAGCAAGUAAUUCAGAGUGAGAAGGAAAGGGAUUCCGAAUACUUGAAGAAUUUAUGUGCAGAAGACAGUUCAAAGGAUCAAGGAGAUUGCAUUGCUGUAAGAAUUUUGUCAAGGUCUCUGGAGGCAAAGCUGACUGUUUGUUCUUGCACUUUUAUUGGAGAUGGAGAGAGCUCGUAUUUGGGGGAGAACCUGCAAACUAAAAUGAGAAGCGGGGGAAGGACUUUGACUAUCAUUUUCAACUCAAGAAUAUGCAGUGAUGUUGACCUUGAAGCUGGCAACCUCAUUCGCAUACAUUACCCUUGGUAUGAGCUGCGCAAGUUUCUUUUCUACUUUGAGUUGUGGGGAUUUGAGUAUAAUUUCAAACAAUAG